AUGGUUGUAAAUAAAAACUCUGUGUUAAAUAAUCUUACAUUUUAUUUGGAUUGUGGAAAUAGUGGCUUAAAAUCAAAAAAGGUUUUACAAUCAUAUGUAGAAUCACAUGGUGGUAAUGUCUCAAUGAUUUUAAAUCAAAAAAUUAACUAUUAUAUUUUUAGUGGUGAUUUUAAUGAUUUAAUAAAAGUUGAUGAAAAGAAUAAUAAUAAUAAUAGUUAUCAAGAUGAAGAAGAAAAAAAGAAUAUAAAUUUAGAAACUUUAUCAUCCAAUAUUAAAAAGGCAAUUAAAUUGAAUAUUCCAAUUGUGUCAAAAAGAUAUUUAGAAGAUUCAAUUUCAAAUGGUAAUUUAUUAUCACCAAAUGAAUAUUCAUUAGUUUCAUUAUAUAAUAUUAAAGAAUAUCAUUAUAAAUCAUUGGAUUUUUCAAAUUUAUUAGAAGAUCCAUCAUCAUCAUCAUCAUCAUCAACUAAUGGUGAGCAGCAACAACAGCAAUAUGAAAGAAUUAAAUAUAAUAAUAAAGUUGAAAACGAUAAAUUUCCAACAGAAUCUAAAUAUCAUGUUGUUAAACAUAAUGUUUUAAUAUCACCAAAAGCUGAAAGUUUUAUUUGUUUGGAAUUACAUGUUGCAGGUAAAAUUUUAGAAUUAAUUAAAACUGGUAAUAGUGAUAAUAGUGGUGGUAGUGGUGACCAAACACAAUCAUAUUAUAGAGUAUUUUUAAAUUAUGGUAGUUUAGAUGCAAAUAAAAUAAAUGAUUCAGUUAAAGAAUGGAUACCAUUUACAAAUUUGGAGAAUUCAUUGGACCAAUAUAAUGAGAUAUUUAAAGAUCAUUUAAUAAAUAAAAAAUAUUCAAAAUUUCAAUUAGGUUCAACAUUAAUUGGUUCUAAUAAAUUACAAGAAUUAUGUUAUAAUAAAUUAUUUGAUGAUACAACAAUAACCACCACCAAUAAUAUUGAUGAUAGUAAUAACAUUAAUAAUGAAAUUCCAAAACCAAUUCAUGAAUUAAUUAAAAUAUUAUAUGAUGAAGCUAUAUCAACAUUGGGUAAUAAGUUUGGUAAUGGUAGUAAACUUCACCUUUCACCUGAAGGUUCAAUUAAAACAUCAAUGGGUGACAUUACAUUAAUGCAAGUUGAUAAAGCUGAAUUAUCAUUAUUUCAAUUAUCAACAGUGUUAAGAGGUAAUGGUGGUAAAAUUGAUAGUAAAGAAUCAACCGAUUUAAUCGAUGAAAUCUUUAGAUCAUUACCACAAUUGAAACCACCAGGUGGUAAAUUUAAUAAUUCAUAUGAACUAUUAAAUGAUAUUCAAGAAUCUGUACAAUUAAUGAAAGAUAUUUUAUCAGUUGGUGAAUCAUUAAGUGGUGUUUCAAAAACAUUAACUUCUGCAAGUAGUGGUGAAAUGGCAAAAUAUCGUGCAUUACGUUGUCAAAUUAAUCAAUUAGAUAAAUCUUCAAAAGAUUUUAAACGUAUAACUGAUCAAAUUAAAGGUGGUACAAAAAUUGAAGGUUUAACACAACCACAACAAUCAAUUAAAAAAAGUAAUGGUAAUGAUAAUAAUAAUAAUAAUGAAAAUUGUAUAGAUAAUAAUAAUAAUAAUAAUAAUUUAAUAAAAAUUAAAAAUAUUUUUAAAAUUAUAAGAAAAGAAGAAGAUAAUUAUAAUUUUGAAGUUGGUAAUUUGAAAACACUUUAUCAUGGUAGUAAUCCAUCGAAUAUAUUGGGUAUACUAAGUAGAGGUUUAUUAACACCAAAUGUAUCAACAUCAAUUGGUGCUGGUAGAAGAGAUAUUGGUUAUUUGGGUAGUGGUAUUUAUUUUGGUGUUAAACCAUCCACUUCAAUUCAAUAUUGUAAAGCAUCAACAAAAACACUUUCAAAGUAUAUGUUUAUUUGUUCAGUUGCAUUAGGUCAAAUUAAAAAAUAUACAACUCAUCAAACUCAAUUAUCAAAACCACCAAAAGGUUUUGAUAGUGUUCAAGGUGUUGGUUCAUCAUCAUCAUCAUCAUCAUCAUCAUCAUCGUCAAAUAAUACAGUUAAACAAUCUGAUUUUAUUGAUGAUGAAAUUGUAAUUUAUGAUUCAAAACAACAAAAAAUUCAAUACCUAAUUGAAUUUGAUGAUUUAAAUUCAUUAACAAUACCACCAAUAUUAAAAUCAUCAUUAUCAUCAAAUAAUGAUAAAUUACUUGAAAUUUCAAAAGAAUCAGUUAAACCAACUAUUGAAUCUGAGAAAGUUCCAAAUUCACUACCUCAAAAAUCAUUAAUUGAUGAUAGUAAUGAUGAUGAUGAUAAUCAAGAAAUUGGUUUAAUUUCAAAGAAUGGUGGUGGUGAUAAUGCUAUACCAUUAAAAUCUGUUCAUGUUAAAGGUAAAAUUUUAGAUUUAAUUGGUGAAGUUACAAUUUAUCAACAUUAUCAAAAUAAUUCAAAGAAUAUGAUUGAAGCAAAGUAUGUUUUUCCAUUGGAUGAAAUGGGAGCAGUUUGUGGUUUCGAAGCUUAUGUAAAUGGUAAACAUAUAAUUGGUGAAUGUAAAGAGAAGGAGAAAGCACAAAGAGAGUAUCGUGAAGCAGUUGCAGCUGGUCAUGGUGCAUAUUUAAUGGAUGAGGAUAAACCUGAUGUUUUCACAGUUUCAGUUGGUAAUUUACCACCAAAUUGUGAUGUUUUAAUUAAGAUAGUUUAUGUUACUGAGCUAUCAAUCGAUGGUUUAGAUAUUAGUUUUGUAUUACCACGUUCAAUCACACCAAAGCAAAGAUUGCAAUCCUCAAGUAGUAAUACUCAAUCGGUAACAUCAACUGUUCAAGUGACAGAAUUGGCACAAAAACAAUCUGAUUUAUCCAUUUCGGUCGGUAUUGAAAUGCCUUAUAAUAUUGUAAAAUUAAUUUCACCAACUCAUGACGUUCGUAUAAAACGUACUCAUACAAAAGCAACCAUUGAAUUAAAUAAUCAAGAUAAUCAAUAUUUAGAUAAGAAUUUCCAAUUAUUGAUUGGUUUGGAGGAGCCUUAUUCACCAAGAAUGUGGGUUGAGGUUGAUGAGAAAGGUCAUCAUGCAAGUAUGUUGGCAUUUUAUCCAAAAUUGGAUAUUGAUAAUACUAUGAAGGAUAGCCAUACUAUGGUUACUUUAUUAAUUGAUUUAUCAUCUUCGAUGGCUGGUGAUGCAUUUGAGGAUUUAUUACGUGCAGUUCGUAUCACUAUUUCAAAUUUACGUGGUAUGCAAAAGGUGUUAUUCGAUGUGGUUUGUUUUGGUGAUACCUUUGACUGGCUUUUCGGUAUUGGUGUACCACCGACUGAAUCAAAUUUACAAAUUGCUUGGAGCCAUAUCAAUCAUUUAAAAACAUCCUAUGGUGGUACAUUAUUACAUCAACCAUUACAAUCACUUUAUUUGUUGGCAGAGAAAGCUAAACCAACCAAUCCACAUAAUAUUUUACUAUUCACAGAUGGUAAUGUAGCCAAUGAAGAAUUGGUUCAAAUGUUGGUUAAAAAAGCAUCACCCUAUUGUAGAAUGUUUGCAUUUGGUAUUGGUGAGCAUUGUAGUAGACAUUUCGUAAAGAGUAUUUGCCGUUUAGGUGGUGGUUAUCCAGAGUUUAUUCAAACAAAUAAACGUCCAAAUCCAAAGAAAAUCAUUGAUCAACUUCAACGGUUAACUCAACCCGCAAUGUCGAAUAUUUCAGUGAAAUUCGAUUCAAGUGAUACCAAUUCCAUAGUUCAAUCACCUGCUACUAUAACUUCAAUAUUUAAGAAAGAACGUCAAGUUAUGUAUGCUUUCUCUGGUAUUUGUACUCGUGCAACAUUGAUUUGCCAAGCACCUGGUGGUGGUUUAAUCACCAACGUUGUUCAUACACCAGAGAUUGGUUUCAUAAAGGGUAAUUUAAUUCAUCGUUUAGCUGCUCGUUCAAUGAUUAGAGAAUAUCAAGAUGGUACCUAUAGUCAAAAUAAACAUGAACAUGAUUUAAUUAAAUUAAAGAAAAAGAAUGAUGUCAUCGACCUAUCCAUUAAAUACUCGAUUGUAACACCAUUCACAAGUUUUGUUGCAGUUGAAAAGAGGGAAAAACAUGAAACAUUCUCAAAAUUACCACCAAUUCAAUCGAUUAUCUCUCAAACUAUUGUUGAUUCUCUACCAUACAUUGCAUGGGAAGAUAAAUCUCAAGGUAUUGAUCAAGAUCCAAAUGAUCCAAUUCUAUUGAAUAAACGUGAUCAAUUAUCCAAAUUAAUUGAACAAUAUCAUUCAAAUAGCAAGUUCUCUGAUACAAUUAAUGUAUUUCAUCAAAUUUCAGAUACAUUUGGUGAAUUUUCAAUGAAAGAAUUAAAUUUACUUUCAGAUACAAUUAAUAAUUUAAUUUCAAAAAGAGUUGAUAAAUUAUCAAUUAAUGAUGAUUCAACAACAACAACUACUACUACACCAACAACACCAAGUAAAUUAUUAAGAGAGAAAAAGAAAUUAAAAGAGGAUAUAAUUUAUCAAGGUAAAGGUUUAUUAAGAUUAUUAGAAUCAUCAACAAAUCAUUCAAAUAAUGAAGAGGCAAUUAUUAGUUUAAUGAAUAAUCAAUGUACAGUUUAUAAAAGUUUAUUAAAUUGUGAUGAUAAUAAAUAUUCAAAGAAACAAUGGUGUGAAAAGUUUGAAUCAACUUUAAAGUCUGCUUUACAACGUUCAGAAAAUUCAUUAUCACCAACCAAUCCGAUUUUAUUACAAUUAUCAUUAUUAUCUGCAAACUAUUAUAAAGAGAAUGGUGAUUUUGAAAAAUCAAUUCAAAUUUCAAAGAAUACAUUUGACAAAGCAAUCUCUGAAUUGGAUACCUUAUCUGAAGAUUCUUAUAAAGAUACAACACUUUUACUUCAAUUAAUUCGUGAUUCUACAACUGAAUGUUUACAAUUUAUUGAAGAUGAACAAGAAAUUAAUGAAUUUAACCUUGAUCAACGUCAUCAACAUCAACCUGAAAAUAAUGUUGAUAAUGAACCAAAAGAUGAACCACAAAUUGAAUCAACUAUUUCUUCUAAACAAUGGUCAAUAACUCCUAAAAAACUUGGUAUUAAAAAAGCAACAACAACUUAUAAACCAAUUGUUGUUAAUCAAAUUGUAUCAAAUAAUAAUAAUACUGAUAUAGAUUAUGAAGGAGGAGUUAGUGAAAAUCAAAGUGAAAGUGGAAGUGAUAGUGAAUCUGAUAGUUUUAGUAAUGAAGUAAGUUUAAGAGGAAUAUCAUUUGAUAAAUAUAGAUGUGUAACUAGAUCUAGAUCUCCAUCUCCUGAAGGAAAUAUUCGUUCAAACAAUAGUAGUAGAGGUGAAGUAAGUUUAAGAGGAAUAUCAAUUGAUAAAUAUAGAUGUGUAACUAGAUCUAGAUCUCCAUCUCCUGAAGGAAAUAUUCGUUCAAACAAUAGUAGUAGAGGUAGAGGAGGAUCAUCAAGAGGUGGAAGUAUAGGAUCAUCAAGAGGUGGAAGGGGAGGAAAUAUUGGUACCGCUUUUGGACGUGGUGCUCCACCACCACCACAACCACCACCACCACCAUCAACAUCACUUGGACGUGGUGCACCACCACCAUCAUUAUUUUUCCAAGCUUCUCAACCUUAUUCCCCAACAUCACCAUUCUAUAUCCCAACAUCACCAUCCUAUUCCCCAACAUCACCAUCCUAUUCCCCAACAUCACCAUCCUAUUCCCCAACAUCACCAUCUUAUUCCCCAACAUCACCAUCUUAUUCAACUUCUCCACUAUAUGCUUCCACUUCGCAAUCAUAUUCUCCAGUAUCACCAUCAUAUACUCCAACAUCACUACUAUAUGCACCAACAAUACCAUCCUAUUCUCCAGUAUCACCAUCUUAUGCACCAACAAAACCAUCCAAAUUACCAGUUUUAACAUCAUAUUCCCCAUCAUCACCAUCAUUUUCAAAAUCUAAAGCCAAAGAAGAAAGUACCCUCUCUGAAAUAAAUUUACCAAGUAAACCAAUGGUUGCUGGAUAUUCCAGAAUGAGUACAGUUUCUUUCUCAUCAACUCCAACACCAACACCAACACCAACACCACCACCAUUGCCAAAUGCUCCAAGACCAAGUGUAUCCACUAAUGUCUUUAGUCCAGCACCACCAGCUCCACAAGUAUUUGGAGGAAUGAUGAGAAGAUCUUCGGCUCAUAUUGGUUAUAGUCCUGAAAAAGAAAAUCUACAAGAAGAAAGAAAUAUUUCAAAGAAAUCAGAUGGAAUGCCAAGGUUUAAACGAACUACUUUACCACCACAACCAUCAUCAUCUGGUCCACCACCACCACCACCACCAUCAUCAUCAACUUCAAAAAAUAAUUCGAUAGAGGCAAACUCUUUGAAAAGUGAUGAAGGUUCUCUUUUGAAUUCAAUAAAACGAGGAUAUUCAUUAAAAGCAGUUCCAGAGAAAUUAAAAGAAGAAGCCAAAACUAUUGAUAAUCUUUCUGCACAAUUAAUAAAUUCUCUAAGUCGUAGAAGAGUAGCUAUUGAUUGUAUUGAAAAUGACGAAGACGACGACGACGAUGAUGCUUGGUCAGACGAACCAGUAAAGAAAGGAGGAAGUGGUGGCGGCGGUAGUGGAAGUUCAUACUCUUUUGGAGGUGUACCCAAUGCUAUUACUUCUCUUGUUACAGCUUCUUCUACUCCUGCUUCCUAUUUAGCAGCCAAAUCUCAACCAAAAGACGAAGAAGAAGAGUGGGGUGAUGAAGAUAUGGGUUUUGAUCUUUUUGGUGACUAUCCAACAUCAUCAACAACAACAACAAAAGCAGCAGCAACAACAACAGUUUCAAAGCCAACAUCGUUACCUAAAAAAAAGGAAUCAUAUGAUGAAGAUGAAGACAUGGGAUUUGGUCUUUUUGGUGAUGAAGAAGAUUAUCAAUUACAAAGGGUAUUGUCUCAAUCCUUAUAUGAAUCAAAACAAAUACAACCACAACAACCAAAAUCAGGACCACAAAAAGAACAAGAAGAGUCUGAUGGAGAAGGGGAUUGUGGUUUUGGAUUAUUUGGCGAAUACGAUGAUUAUUGUCCACCACCACCAAAGUCACAACCACAACCACAGCUACAAUCUCAAAAGCAACAAGAAAGAAAAGAAAAAGAACAAGAAGAGUCUGAUGAAGAAGAAUAUUGUGGUUUUGGUUUAUUUGACGAUAAUGAAGAUUACGUAUCACCACCACCAAAGUAUUUAUCAUCAUCGUCUUCAUCGUCAUCCUCUUUAUCAUUGUCAAAAGAUGGAUCAAGAUCAAAAUUAUCAAAAUCCAAAAAUGAAGAUAUCUUUAACUCAUCAUCAUCAAUCAUUGGAAAAAGUUGGGCAUUGGAAACAGAAAAAGAGGAAAAAGAAAAAAAGAAAAAAUCUAAAAAAGAAGAUAAAUCAAAUGAUAUAAUGAAACAAAAACAACAACAAUUAUUUGAAAAAGAAAUAGUUACUUUAUAUUCAGAUUUGUUGAUGAUUGUAAAUUCACCAACAAGUUAUGAAACUGUUAAAAAGGUUUCUUUAGCAUUGGGUGUCUCAAGAAGUUCUUUAAUUAAAUUCGAUUCAACUCUUGGAGGUCAAUUAUCUGAUAACUUUAGAUUCUUUAUUUUAGAACUUAUCAAGAUAUUCGUUAAACUCCUCAAACCUUCUACUACAGUUUCAUUCGAGGUUAUCAUUUCAAAAUGUAAUUCUACAACUGGUGGAUCAGUUUUGAAAUCUUUUGGUAUUAAAGAUGAUGUUAUCACUGGUAUUGUAAAACUUUCCAAGAAAUCUCAUUUAUUUAAAUAA
Molecule: messenger RNA, 7692 nt
Organism: Dictyostelium discoideum AX4
Lineage: Eukaryota; Evosea; Eumycetozoa; Dictyosteliales; Dictyosteliaceae
Product: type A von Willebrand factor domain-containing protein
Exons: 2
Coding region: 1-7692 (2563 amino acids)
Biological process (GO): transcription by RNA polymerase II
Cellular component (GO): nucleus
Molecular function (GO): transferase activity; NAD+ poly-ADP-ribosyltransferase activity; glycosyltransferase activity
Source: RefSeq, a predicted model, not a curated record